Messenger RNA from Panicum hallii, 1499 nucleotides. RefSeq names its product pectinesterase QRT1-like. Lineage: Eukaryota; Viridiplantae; Streptophyta; Magnoliopsida; Poales; Poaceae. The coding region runs from base 67 to 1215 and encodes 382 amino acids. Gene Ontology annotation, biological process: cell wall modification. The transcript has 6 exons. The record is from RefSeq and is a predicted model, not a curated record. Gene Ontology annotation, molecular function: pectinesterase activity.
UCCUCACUAGCUCACUCCACAGUCCACUCCUUUCCCCGCUGCCACUCCUACCGCGUCCCCGGAGCUAUGAAGGCCGUCGUCGACCACCACCACGGCCCCCACUCCCCCACGCCGGCGGCGGCGACCAAGAUCUCGAUCCCCAUCUCGUCUGGCGAGGCGGCGCUGUUCGGGAAGGGCAGGUACAAGGCGUGGGCCCUCGCGGCCAUCGCGCUCCUCGCGCUCUGGUCCAUGUUCGCCGCUUCCGUCACCCUGCGCUGGUCCUCCGGGUCCGGGGAGCUCGCCGCCACGUUCGCGGACGCGAGCGAUCCGCUCAUCGACGAACUUGAUCCCCUUGACGGGACGGGGCACUCGCGCACCGUGCAGGGCGCCGUCGACAUGGUGCCCGCCGGCAACCCGCGCCGCGUCAAGAUCCUCGUCAGGCCCGGCGUGUACAGGGAGAAGGUGACGGUGCCGAUCACGAAGCCGUUCGUGUCGCUCAUCGGCAUGGGCACCGGCCGCACGGUGAUCACCUGGAACGCCAGGGCGGCGGACAUCGACCCGUCCGGCCACCAGGUCGGCACCUUCUACUCCGCCUCCGUCGCCAUCGAGGCCGACUACUUCUGCGCCAGCCACAUCACCUUCGAGAACUCCGCGCCGGCGGCUCCGCCGGGGGCGGUCGGCCAGCAGGCGGUGGCGCUGCGGCUGUCCGGCGACAAGACCAUGCUCUACAGGUGCAAGAUCCUGGGGACGCAGGACACGCUGUUCGACAACAUCGGCCGGCACUACCUCUACAACUGCGACAUCCAGGGCUCCAUCGAUUUCAUCUUUGGGAACGCAAGGUCCCUGUACCAGGGGUGCACGCUGCACGCGGUGGCGACGGGCUACGGCGCCAUCGCGGCGUCGCAGCGGAGCUCGCCGGCGGAGGACUCCGGGUUCUCGUUCGUGGGGUGCCGGCUCACCGGCUCCGGCACGCUGUACCUGGGCCGGGCGUGGGGCAGGUACGCCAGGGUCGUCUACUCCUACUGCGACCUCAGCGGCAUCGUCUUGCCCCAGGGUUGGAGCGACUGGGGCGACCGGUCAAGGACAAAGACGGUGCAGUUCGGGGAGUACAGCUGCACGGGCCCAGGGGCGAGCACGAGGCAGCGGGUGCCUUGGUCCCGGGCGCUCACCUACGAGGAGGCGCGGCCGUUCCUCGGCCGGAGCUUCAUCAACGGCGAGCGGUGGCUCAGGCUGUAGAGCCAUCCAGCUCGGCGGUUCCUCGGUCGGAGCUUCGUCGACGGCGAGCAAUGGCCCAAGCUGUAGAUCCUGCAAGUUCUUCAUCGCACUCCUCUCUCUUCGGUCUUGUUCAGUGCAGAUAAUGUACCUAGCAGCAGCUUAGUCAGUAGACAUGUACGGUGUACCAUACACUACCAUGUAACAAACCUGACACGUCCAUAUAUGUGGUGAGAUACUGAGAUGGGGUUUGUUGGCCCCGUCCAUCAUGGCAAAAGGUGAAGAGUUCGCAUGUCAUGGGAAGGGAA